Dendronephthya gigantea is the source of this 2545-nucleotide messenger RNA. RefSeq names its product ATP-dependent RNA helicase DDX55-like. Gene Ontology annotation, cellular component: nucleolus. Gene Ontology annotation, molecular function: ATP binding; nucleic acid binding; RNA helicase activity. The coding region runs from base 137 to 1909 and encodes 590 amino acids. The transcript is spliced from 19 exons. NCBI's taxonomy places the organism in Eukaryota, Metazoa, Cnidaria, Anthozoa, Malacalcyonacea, Nephtheidae. The record is from RefSeq and is a predicted model, not a curated record.
UUAGUGUCGUAAAUAAGGUUUUUAUAGGUUUCAUAUCGAAAUUUGAGAAAAAAAGCUCUCGCUUUUAGAAAAAUGUUGAGUCACAAACACUCCUAAAAUUCCCUAAUUGUACCUGUUUCUCAACAGUGUUUACAAAAUGGCGGAUUGUUGGUGGAAUUUAAAUCCUCCGUUGAGUGAGAAAACUUUGGAGGUUUUAGAUGAGAUCGGUUUUAAAACAAUGACACCAGUUCAAAGAGUGGCAAUUCCUUUAUUUUUGACCAACAAAGAUGUUGCUGCCGAGGCCGUUACUGGUUCUGGAAAAACUCUGGCUUUUGUUAUUCCAAUCAUUGAAAUACUUGUUAAACAACAUAAGGAAAGAAAAUGGAAACUCCAUGAUAUUCUUGCAAUCAUUGUUACUCCAACAAGAGAACUUGCCAUCCAAAUUGAUGAAGUUUUACAACUGUUUACAAAGCAGCUCUCAUUUUUGAGGCAAAGUUUAUUUAUUGGAGGAACAAAUCCACGUCAAGUUGUACGAAAGUUUAAGAAAGAUGGUGGUAAUAUAAUAAUUGCAACUCCUGGAAGGCUGGAUGACAUUUUUUGUCACAAACCUGAUGGCUUAGAUCUUGCUGCUUGUGCUAAAACCUUGGAAGUGCUGGUUUUUGACGAAGCAGAUCGUCUUUUAGACAUGGGGUUUGAGAAAAGCAUCAACAGCAUCCUUGGUUUUUUGCCAAAGCAAAGACGUACGGGAUUGUUCUCGGCAACCCAAACAGAUGAACUGGAAGCGCUCGUUAGAGCAGGAUUGCGCAACCCUGUCCGCAUUACUGUCAAGGAGAAAAAUAGCACUACUAAGGUUAACCAAAGAACGCCUGUUUCGUUAGAAAAUUAUUACUCGGUGGUGUUGCCUGAAGAGAAAAUGUCGCGGUUGAUUGCGAUGCUGAGAAAAAACAAGGACAAGAAGGUGAUCAUUUUCUUCAGUACAUGUGCAAGCGUUGACUAUUUCACCGUGCUUUUAAAGAUAUUCCUGAAAGAUACAACAGCGAUGUCGCUACAUGGAAAGAUGAAAAACAAACGAUACAAAAUCUUCGAUGCGUUCAGAAAACUACCGAGCGGCGUAUUGGUGUGUACUGAUGUAAUGGCGAGAGGUGUUGAUAUACCCGAAGUUCACUGGGUAAUUCAGUUCGACCCACCAAGCAAUGCAAGUGCAUUCGUUCAUCGCUGUGGAAGAACAGCAAGACUUGGGAAACAAGGAAACGCCCUUCUUUUCUUAUUACCAAGUGAAGACAGCUACGUGGAAUUCUUAGCAAUUAAUCAAAAGGUUGUUUUGCAACAAUACGAGUUGGAUGAAGUCUCAGACGUCAUUCCUAAACUAAGAAAACAUGCAAUUAAAGACAGAGAAAUUUACGAGAAAGGUAUCCGAGCUUUUGUCUCCUUCAUCCAAUCCUACAGCAAACACCAGUGUAGUUUGAUCUUUAAUCUCAAAGAAUUGGAUAUUGGAAAAUUAGCGUACGGGUAUGGGUUGCUGCAUCUACCGCGCAUGCCCGAACUAAAAGGGCGGGAAACUGUGAACUUUGACCCCGUCGAUGUCGACCCUGUGUCAAUACCGUAUAAGGACAAAAUCCGAGAAAAACAGAGGCAGUUAAAACUAGAACAAAAUAAAGUGGAAAUUCCGCAAACCAGGAGACCCAAGCGGAAAACGGAGAAUGAAGCCUGGUCUAAGAAAAAAGAGAAGUUGAAGAGAAAGGAUUUGAAAAAAAAGUUGGACAAGGAAAAUGAGAUUAGUAGAAAUAAGAGGAAGUUGAAUAAAUUAAACGAACAGGAAAUGGAUGAACUGACCAAAGAGGCGAGGUUAGUGAAGAAACUGAAGUCUGGGAAAAUAACCAAGGUGGAGUUUGAAAGACAGGUUGGAGACGAUGAUGAUAAACUGGAGUGAGGAAAUGUUCAGGAACAGUUUGCGUAAUAAUCGGGCUCUCUCAAUGAUGACGUAUCACAAAAGUUGUCGGACAUCUUGGAUGGCGUAAGCCUUUUUCAUAAUCGAUUACUACACACCCUUGCACUUUAUAAUCUUCCGAAAGAUGUUAGCCGCGGUACCACGAUCUCAGUGGCAUUCUGUGUUUGUUUUUCUUUGAACUAACAGUAUUUUUACUCGCCAUCAAAAUGGCAGAAGAUAAAAUUUAAUAUUAUGACCUAUGACGUUCCUUGCAAGAGCCCAAUAGGCAUAUUUGGCUAACGUUUGUUUACAUUGUCGAUACUUGAUUAAGAAGCGGAUAAUUGAGUAUCGUUCACUCUUGUAAAUAUUUUGCCUAGUUACCUCACAAUAAACAAACGCUUGCCAAAAUUGGUCUGCUACACUUCAACUUCGCAUUUUGCGGUUAAGUUCUAGUCAAAGAAGAAAUGGUAAGAAAUAAUUUCUCUCAUUUGAACGAGUUUUAAAACUAUAUAAAGUAUUCUUGCACCGUUUCACAAAUAUUUUGUUCGAAGGAAUUCUAUGUCUGCCGAUACUUGACAAUUCAUUUACUCCCAUGAUAACUUUGAUUGCUUUAUUAAUACAAUUAAUUCCAAGAUGGUA